AUGUGUCCGUUGAGAUUCCUAUUGGUGUUCUUCUCGGCGAUUCUCGCCGGUUAUUUCGCGUGGAAGACGGUGAGUUCUUCGCCGGAACUCAUCGGAGACGACAACGACGACUCACCUGUCGAAUUGAAUGAUAAACAAGGACUCAAUUUCAAAAAGAAGAUGGAGAAUGGGUUCUGGGUGUUCGUCGACAUGGCCAGCGGCAAAUACCUUUGGAGGAAUCUCAACGAGAUGAGAGAGAAGAGUCAAUGA
Eruca vesicaria subsp. sativa (arugula) is the source of this 249-nucleotide messenger RNA. The record is from the annotation of a GenBank genome assembly. NCBI's taxonomy places the organism in Eukaryota, Viridiplantae, Streptophyta, Magnoliopsida, Brassicales, Brassicaceae.